GCGUAAUUACCCUAAACUUGAAGUUAAGUCGGCGAUAUCAACACAGAGCGGCAUGAAUUGAACUGAAACAGAGAUAUCCUAUAAAACAGAGAGACAGGGCUAGCUAGGUACAGAAUACUGGUAGAUAAACAUAAAAACAAAACCUUUUAUUUCAUCGUUUUGCGUUUUGCGUGAAGAUUAUUAGAGUUGUUGGGUGCGCUUGAUAUGGAGAAUGGGGAGAACAUUCUCGAUGCCAUCUUCCAAGACGAAAACUUGGAGGACGAUGUUGAGAUGAUUGACGUUGAAGAAGGGGAAUUGGUUGAGCUGAACGAUUCCCAAAACGGCGUCGUAGAGGCGGAUAACAAAAAACCGCACAGUAAGAAGCGCAGGCGCAGAGGUAACAAGAGAAAUAAGAAGAAGAAUUCAGGAACAACCGGUGCCAUUGACAUUGACAGGUUUGUGAUAAAUACAUGUCGGCGUCUGAAAGAGAAAAAGUCAUACAUGGUGUAUACAGCUGUUGCUUGCCUUGGAGUUUGUGCAUUGAGUGAUCUCAUCAAUGAGGUGGAGGCUAUACAGGCUUGUGGAGGCCAGAUGACUGUUGAUGGUAGGCGAUUUCGAACAGGGGGUGGUGUAUUGUGGAGUAUCAUUAAGGUUCGCGAACCAAAUGCUUACAAAGAGAUAAUAAAGAAAGCAAAGGAGUUUGAGAAGCAAUUCAGGCAGCCAAAUGUGAAGCAGCCACCUGUGCAAAAGAAAGAGGAUUCUUUUCAAGGGGAUGACACCUCUACAUUUGCUAGCGGUCAUCAGGGCACUGUUUCUGACAAAUCCUUUUCUGCAUUGCAAAUGCAAGAUCGACAACAUAAACCAUCAGGUUCUGAAGAGAAACGUAACUCUGUUCAUGACAGAUUAAGGAUACAUGUUUCUUAUGAUGAUGAUCUGCUUGGAUUAAGUGCAGAUAAUGACACAGCCUGACCCUGGAUGAAAAGAAACCUUCAUCCUGUCACAGUUUUAUUUUUCUUUCAUCAUAGAUUGCAGUCUGCUGAUGCAACUAAUCCUCAUUCUCCCUUUUUCACAUUUUACAUUACAACCUUCUGUCUUCUGUUCUAUCUUUUUGCUCUUUCACCCUUGUUUCUUUUUUCUGUGAAAUAAGUUCACAGAUGGGGCAGUAUUUUCUAUUUGGAUUUUGUUAGGAAGGAUUUUGUCAUGUGUUGAAAGGAGAGGGUAUUUACUAUUGCAUAAGCUUUCUGAUACACUUAAAUGAUAAUAGAAAAUAUUAUAAUGGAAGUUUGUGUUAACUCA
Messenger RNA from Glycine soja, 1275 nucleotides. RefSeq lists its product as uncharacterized. Lineage: Eukaryota; Viridiplantae; Streptophyta; Magnoliopsida; Fabales; Fabaceae. The transcript has 4 exons. Gene Ontology annotation, biological process: snRNA export from nucleus. The record is from RefSeq and is a predicted model, not a curated record. Bases 205 to 948 code for a protein of 247 amino acids.